Equus caballus (horse) is the source of this 7203-nucleotide messenger RNA. The record is from RefSeq and is a predicted model, not a curated record. Lineage: Eukaryota; Metazoa; Chordata; Mammalia; Perissodactyla; Equidae.
AUAAAUGUCUUCUAGUGACUGACUAAGUGUCAGAAGAAAGCAGGAGAGGGAAUGAGAGAUUCAGGUUCUGGCGCCGGCUCUGCGACUGUAACUCUUAGUUUUCAUGGGUGUGCUCCUUUCCUUCCCUGGCCCUGGUUUGCUCACCUUUAGAAGGAUAGGUUUGACUUGGAGGAGCUCCAGUGUUCCUUCCAGGCCUAAAGUUCUAUUAUGUGUCAUCUCUAGUGCAGCCAAUAUUUGUCCAAUAAAUGCUGCUGAAUUUCAUUUUCAGAUAUGUGGCAACCCAGACAAGGUCUUCCCCACUAACAUUAUAAAAUUUAGUUUAGCUGAUGGAAUGAAUUUUUGUGUUUUAAUUCUGCACAUAGCGUAAUUCAUAAACUAAAGCCCUAGUUAUUUGACCCUUUAUCAAUUCCAUAUUUGGCCUUUUCGAGGAUGUUUUUAACUUGGCUCUUAGAUUAAAAUGAAGAGUCUGCUUAGUGUGUAAUCAUGAAAGCAUUAUUUAAUAAUUCAUAUUUUAAAAUAUCAGAAUCUUUUGAGCGUACUUAUGAGGUAAGCUGCUCAAAAGGCGUGUGAAUGUUGGCUAAUCAUCUGCUGCUUUUCCCUGGGGAGAAGAUGUAUUGUACGGUUUGUAAUCUGAGAACUCUUGCUUUCAUGAAUAUCGAGGAUUAUAGUUUCUGAAGACAGUCUGUUUAGUUAAUUUAAGUUGAAAAUCCUGACAAAAGCCUUACGUGUUCUCUGUUUUGUAUUCCCUCUAAACAUAGGCUUUUUGGAUGUUCUUCACGGGUUAUAAUAAAGUGUUUUGUUGCUGAGGUUCUUUGAGUAAAAUGCCUUCAUUUUUUUCUCUCUUUUUACAGAAGAAACGUGUGAAGUAGUAAAAGGAGAGGAGUUUAAAGAGCAGUUUAGAGUACAUUUCAGUAGAAGCCUUAGCAAUGGCAAAUUAUCUUUUUUCUAGGGAAGUUCUCGCUUUAAUCGUUAAAUCAGUUGAUACACAAUAAUAUCCUACUGAGAAGAUUGCAUUUGCAACCAAAAAGCAGUCUGAUGAAUCUGAAAGUAAGGAGUACAAUUAAAUCUUGUCAUUUCUGAGGAUUGUUAUCUUUGCCUUUGAGUCUGUAUUUGGUAGUUGGGUCCAUCUUUAGCAAGGAAAGUUUAUAGUUUCUAAAAUUCUCUACUUGGUGACAUGCGUAAGUUGAUACAGUAAUUCAGUGUUUUAUGGCAUAAGGUCCAAUGACCAAAAGCAAAAUCUAUUUGACAGUGUAUAUGAGGAGGGCACACUUUGAUGCUGGGAAAAGGAAGCCUUGGGGGUGGGAUUUUGUUCCUGAAUGGCCUUAUUGGGAGAACUCACCUCAUUUAGCUUCUCUCUGCCCUGGAAGUUAUGGAAGUCAAGGAAUAUGGUCCAGCUAUGCCAAAGAACUUGAUGGAGAAAUUUUUUGAAGGUGAAUGAAAGGAUUUUAAAAUGUCAGCAUAUGUGUAAAAUAUUUUGUAAGACACUAAAUACUCUAGGGUUGAUUUUGCUAGUUGAUAAGUUUACCUAUGGACCCAGAAGCGUUUUGAUGAACUUAUUGUUUAUGCUCAAAUUAAUUUUCCUCUGUAGUUGCCAAUUUUGUUAAGGUUGUGGUGUCGCAAAGAAAGCUACAAGAACUGCUUAAUUACUGUGUAGCUUUUUCUGUCUUUGUGAGGGGGAAAAUGUACUGUUCACAUGUCCUUGUCAAGGUUCCCCCGAAUUAUAAGGCGUGUACUUGAACCUCACUGAAGGUUUAGAAGAAAAUAUUCUUUCUGUACGGGAGUCCUUACUUGAUUUGCAGCAGUUACUCACUGACCUUCCUCAUGAUAUGCUGGAUGACGACCUGUCUUCCCCCGAGCUCCACUCCUUGGACUGCAGUGAGGAUGGCAUAGAGGGAGAACCACAUCGUUCUGAGCAAUCGGAGAUGAACUGGAAUGUGCAUCGAGUGCUGCCUAAAUCUCAAAGUGACUAUAAUGAGAUUCAGGAUUUAUAUAUUGGAGAGAAAAGCGGCAAUGGCUGGGAGGAGAAUCAGAUUGAAACUGAAGGCCAGCAUCCUGGGUACCAUCCUGAAGAAGGUGGAGAUGAAGGUGGAAGUGGUUAUAGUCCUCUGAGUAAAUAUGAGCAGACUGAUUUAUAUCACCUUCCUGAAAACUUUAGGCCGUAUACCAAUGGUCAGAAGCAGGAAUUUAAUAGCCAACCAACCAAUGUAAUUAAAUUUUCAGAUCCUCAAAGGAAUCAUUUUCAGCAAUUUGGUACAUCACAAGGUCCCAGUUGUCAACCUUUGGAAUCAUAUAAAGUGACAUAUAAACCUUAUCAGUCUUCUGCCCAGAAUAAUGGCUCACCAGCCCAGGAGAUAGCAGGAAGUGACACAUUUGAAAGCCUACAACAACAAUUUUUAGGAGCUAAUGAAACAGAUUCUGCGGAAAAUAUGCAGAUUAUUCAACUCCAGGUUCUUAACAAAGCAAAAGAGAGACAGCUAGAAAAUUUGGUUGAAAAGUUAAAUGAAAGUGAACGUCAAAUAAGAUAUCUGAAUCACCAGCUUCUGAUGGUCAAAGAUGAAAAGGAUGGUUUGACCCUUAGCCUUCGAGAAUCACAGAAACUCUUUCAGAGUGCAAAAGAAAGAGAGAUACAGCUUGAAGCACAAAUAAAAGCUUUAGAGACCCAAAUACAAGCGUUAAAAGUCAAUGAAGAACAGAUGAUUAAGAAAUCCAGAACAACUGAGAUGGCUCUGGAAAGCCUGAAGCAGCAGCUGCUGGACCUUCAUCAUUCUGAAGCACUUCAACGCACUAGAGAGCAGCACGAGAGCAUUGUCAUGGGCCUCACAAAGAAGUACGAAGAGCAAGUGUUGUCCUUACAAAAGAAAUUGGAUGCUACAGUUACCGCACUUAAGGAACAGGAAGACAUUUGCUGUCAUUUGAAAGAUCAGGUGAAACAACUGGAAAGGAACCAAGAGGCAACCAAGUUAGAAAAGACCGAGAUCAUUAACAGGUUGACGAGAAGUCUGGAGGAGAGUCAGAAGCAGUGUGCCAACUUGUUGCACUCAGGCUCAGUCCAGGAGGUGGCUCAGCUACGGCUCCAGCUGCAGCAGGCACAAAAGGCACAUGCUAUGAGUGAAAACAUGAACAAGGCUUUGCAAGAAGAAUUAACAGAACUAAAAGAUGAAAUUUCUCUCUAUGAAUCUGCUGCAAAACUAGGAAUACUUCCAAGUGACUCAGAGGGAGAAUUAAAUAUAGAACUCACUGAAUCAUAUGUGGAUUUGGGUAUUAAAAAAGUCAACUGGAAAAAAUCCAAAGUUAAGAGCAGUGUACCGCAAGAAGACCCAAAUGAAGUGAUGUCUAAAGAUGAGGUCAUCCUCAAGCUGAAAGCAGAAGUGGAGCGUUUGCUGGGCAGCAACUCAGUGAAGCGUCAUCUGGUGUCUCAGUUACAAAAUGAUCUCAAAGACUGUCGAAAGAAAAUCGAAGAUCUCCAACAGGUGGAAAAGGAUGAAAAAAGCAUCGAGGUUGAGACUAAAACAGAUACCUCAGAAAAACCAACUAAUCAAUUAUGGCCUGAUUCUUCUACUUCUGAUAUGAUUGUCAAAGAUGAUAUUCUGCGACUCAAAAAUGAAAUUCAAGUUUUACAACAACAAAAUCAGGAACUUAAAGAAAAUGAAGAAAAACUGAGAAAUGCAAAUCAAGACUUGUGUAAUCAAAUGAGACAAAUGGUACAAGAUUUUGACCGUGAUAAACAAGAAGCUGUGGACAGGUGUGAGAGGACUUACGAGCAGCACCACGAAGCCAUGAAAGCCCAAAUACGCGAAAGCCUGUUAGCAAAGCACGCUUUGGAGAAGCAGCAGCUCUUUGAGAUCUACGAGGGGACUCGCUUGCAACUGAGGUCUGAAUUAGAUCAGAUGAACAAGGAGAUGGCUGCUGUGCAGGAGUGUUACCUGGAAGUGUGCAGAGAGAAAGAUAAUCUAGAAUCGACUCUCAGGAAGACCAUUGAAAAGGAGCAACAGACUCAGGAGAAUAAGAUCAAACAAGAACUCAUUCAACAGCUUGAAAAGGAGUGGCAGGCUAAGCUGGAUCAAACUAUAAAGGCAAUGGAAAAGAAGACCUUGGAUUGUUGCAGCCAAACUGACCAAGUAACCACCAUUGAUGUUAUUUCCAAAAAAGAGAUGGAAAUCAUGAUAGAAGAGCAGAAGCGAAAGAUCCAGCAAGAUUUAGAGCAAGAGAAGGAAAUAGCUAUCAAGGGGGGCUUGAAGAAACUCGAGGUUGAGUUGGAACGCAAAUAUUGUGAAAAUAUUGCCAAACAGGUAGAAACAGCUGUGCAAAAUGCUCGUCAUCGAUGGCUGGAAGAAAUGCCUGAGCUUGCAGAGUAUAAAGCAUGUGUCAGAGCAGAACAGAAGAAGUGGGAAGAACAGCAAGAGAUCUCUGUGGCCAAACGGAUAUUGUUUGCUGUUUCUGAAGCUAAGGAGAAAUGGAAAAGCGAGCUUGAAAAUGUGAAGAAAAAUGUCAUCCCUGGAAAGGAAUUGGAAGAGAAGAUUCAUUCUCUUCAGAGAGAGCUUGAGUUAAAGAACGAGGAAGUCCCUGUGGUUGUCAGGGCUGAGCUGGCAAAGGCCCGGAGUGAAUGGAACAAAGAAAAGCAAGAAGAAAUCCACAGAAUUCAAGAACAAAAUGAGCAAGAUUACCGGCAAUUUUUAGAUGAUCAUCGAAAUAAAAUUAAUGAGGUGCUUGCGGCAGCUAAAGAAGAUUUUGUGAAACAAAAGACUGAACUCCUUCUUCAGAAGGAGACAGAGCUACAAACAUGUCUAGAACAGAGUCGUAGAGAAUGGACCAUGCAGGAAGCCAGGCGGAUUCAACUGGAAAUCUCUCAGUAUGAGGAAGACAUCCUAACUGUACUUGAAUUUCUCUUAAAGGAUGCCCAAAAGGAGCAUGUCAGUGGUUCAGAGAACAAGCAACUUUUGGAACUCCUGUCAACUUGUUCUUCAAAAUGGGUGUCUGUACAAUAUUUUGAAAAAGUAAAGGCCUGCAUACAGAACGCGUUUCAAGAUAUACUCUCCCUACUUGUAGAAAGCACCAACUCAGAAUGGGAAAAGACAAAUAUGGCCAAGAUCUCUGAGGAUCCUGCUCCAGGGGUGACUGUCAGGGGAGACCCCAGCGUCCCUGCAGUCCUUCCUGCACCCACUUCUGGAUACCACGCUCAGCCCCUGGCCUUGCAGGAAACAGAAGCAGAAGCUGAUAAGAAAAAGACCCUUGAAAUUAAAGAUUCAUACUGUGGACACUGCUUCCAAGAACUUGAAAAGACAAAGCAGGAAUGUCAAGAUCUGAAAAGAAAACUGGAGAAAUGCUGUAGGCAUCUUCAGCAUUUAGAAAGGAAGCACAAAGCUGUAGUGGAAAAAAUUGGAGAAGAGAAUAGUAAAGUUGUUGAAGAAUUAAUAGAAGAAAAUAAUGACAUGAAGAAUAAAUUGGAGGAACUGAGAACACUUUGUAAAAUACCACCAAGGUCACUGUCAGAAGGGGCCGUUGAAAAUGCUUCCCUGCCAUGCAGUAGGGUGGCCUUGGAAGAGCUUCGUGGGCAGUACAUUAAAGCUGUAAAAAAAAUUAAGCGUGACAUGCUUCGUUAUAUUCAGGAGAGUAAGGAAAGAGCUGCGGAAAUGGUAAAAGCAGAGGUACUGCGGGAACGUCAAGAAACUGCCCGAAAGAUGCGCAAAUAUUAUUUGACUUGCCUCCAACAGAUUUUGCAAGAUAAUGGAAAACAGGAAGGGGCUGAGAAAAAGAUUAUGAAUGCUGCUAGCAAACUUGCUACAAUGGCAAAAUUGCUGGAAACGCCUAUUUCUAAUAGAUCCCAGAGCAAAACUACACAGUCAGGAGAACUGGCUCUGACUUCAGAGAUGGUGAUUGGAGUUGAAAAAUCAAACAGAAAUGAUGUGAAUCAGAAUAUACCAUGUCAAAUUGAAAGCAAAUCAAAGAGUGUAAAAGCCAGCCCCAGGCAUAUGUGCGACCAAGUUCCUAGGAGGAGGGCUGCUUGUAACUUAGAAAGGCGGUUGGAGGACGCAGAGCACCGGGACGUACAACAUGUUGGUUCCAAAGGGUCACAUUCAGACUUUCAGUCCGGGGACAACAGUUACAAACACCUAGACAUUUUGCCAAGGAAUGUUCCUCCUGAGUUUGUUCCUUGUGAAGGUGAAAGAGGCUUCGGUUUGUGCAAGAAGACGGACCUCCUCAGUGAUGCUGGCUCCGGAUCACUUCUGCCUUCAGCCGCAUACCCCUUUCUUGGAUCCUUAGGAAAUAAACGCUCACCUAGAUAUACCCCUAGUCAUUCUGAGUCUGGAUCCACACAUACAGCCUUUCGAGGUCCUGAUGAAAGACUUGGUUUAAAAGUAUAUAAGUGUAACCCAUUAAUGGAACGUGAAAAUGCUACAUCUGAGAAAAGUCAAAGUUUGGGUGUUCAGGAAGCUCCAGUAAAGGAUGGAGGGGACCUUAGUGACUCCAUAGGCUGGCAUUCCAACAGUGCCACUUUACCCUGCGACAGCCGUGAAGGGUCAUUUUCACAGGGUAGGCCACAAGAAACUCUGGAUACACUGGCUGAAUCUGUUAAUUUCAGACAGUUUCCGGCAGCCAGUUGUCUUUCAGAUCCAGGGAAAAAUAACACGAUUAGUCGACCAAUGAAACAUCAGAGUGGUCACGCUCCAGACUCGUCAGAGGCAACCACCUCUUCCCAGCCAGGGAAAAUCAGCGUGACUCUUGGCCAUCCACCGCCCCGUCAGGCUGAUACAUUAAAGUCAGACUUCAAAAAACUGAGAAGUACAGGAUCGUCUUCAGUGUGUCGGCAGCCUGCGAAAAGAUUAAUCCCUCUUCUGUCUAGCCAACAAGAUAGUGGCUUUGAUAGCCCGUUUGUCAAUCUAGACUAAUUGUACAGUAUUUAAGAAGAAUCAUUAAUAUAUUCUCAAGAACACUGGAAGAGAAGACUUCAUACUGAAAAAUUUGUGGGCUUUGCCUAUUUUGAGAUGUUUUAAUAACAUCUGACUAUCAUGAGUAAAGUAUUCUCAUAAAAUAACUUGAGAUAUUAAUGUCGCCUUAAUCUUCCAAAGGCCUGAUGGUGUGUGUGUAAUCUGCUUGUGUGUAGUGCUUAUAUUUGUUUGCUAAAUCAUCUAUUUUUAUACUUAUGAUUAUAUUAGUUCUCCAUGCAGUGUUAAAUUAUUUAAAUAAACUUGCGUAUGGUCUGUA